Molecule: messenger RNA, 1905 nt
Organism: Eutrema salsugineum
Lineage: Eukaryota; Viridiplantae; Streptophyta; Magnoliopsida; Brassicales; Brassicaceae
Product: protein phosphatase 2C 77
Exons: 4
Coding region: 516-1808 (430 amino acids)
Biological process (GO): protein dephosphorylation
Molecular function (GO): protein serine/threonine phosphatase activity; cation binding
Source: RefSeq, a predicted model, not a curated record
UUUAAAACCGAUUUCUGCCUAAACAUUUUGUUUGUUUUUCCUUUUUGUUUCUGAAGAGAACACACACACAAGAAAAUCUGGAAAUUGUUUUCGUUUGGAAAUUAAUUGAGGAGAGAGAGAUCACAAAAUCUCUAAAUGGUUUAAACGAAUUGCCCAGAAUCCAGGAAACCCUGAUUGAGAAAACAAAAUUGAGAAAUUUUCUGGGUGGUAGUUUCUUGCGAAAAUUUUACUUUUUCUUUAUUUGGCAUCUCUAUCUAUUUCAUGUGCUAGCUAAGGUUGUCUCACUUUCCUCUUCUGAGUCAUGAGUUUCUUGUCUUCAUCUUUUCUCAAAUAAAGUUAAUUGUCUCUUAAAUUUCCUUUAGAAAUCUGUCGACUUUUCGUUUUUUGGAACUCAACCAUAAAUCAAAAACCAAUAAAAACCCAAUUCAUAAAAUUUUGGCACAAAUCUCUCUUCAACAAAUCUCUGAUUUGGGUCUUUGUGUGAGAGAGAUCAAGCAAUUAGGGUUUUUUAAUCAAUGGACGAAGUUUCUCCUGCAGUAGCUGUUCCAUUUAGACCGUUCGCUGAGCCUCCAAUCGGAGUUAGAAGCUAUUGCAACGGUUCGUUGCCGGAAAGUUCGUGUUCCGGUUCUGGGUCUAAAAUUUCCGGCGAAGAAACGAUGAAAGAUUCGUCCUUUGGAAUCAGCUCGAGACAGGAUUCGUCACCAUCCUCCUCAUUAUCAUCAGCUGCGGCAGGUGUAUCAGACGUCAUCGUGGAUAUCUCCGCCGGAGAAGAAAUCAACGGCUCAGAUGAGUUUGAUCCGAGAUCGCCGAGUCAGAGCGAGAAGAAAGUAAUCAGUAGAACAGAGAGCAGGAGUCUCUUCGAGUUCAAGAGUGUGCCUUUAUAUGGAGUCACUUCGAUUUGUGGAAGACGACCAGAGAUGGAAGAUUCCGUCUCGACGAUUCCUAGAUUCCUUCAAGUUUCUUCGAUUUCGUUGCUCGAUGGUCGAGUCACUAACGGAUUCAAUCCUCACUCGAGUGCUCAUUUCUUCGGUGUUUACGAUGGCCAUGGUGGUUCUCAGGUGGCGAAUUAUUGCCGGGAGAGGAUGCAUUUGGCGUUGACGGAGGAGAUAGUGAAGGAGAAGCCGGAGUUUUGCGACGGUGACACGUGGCAAGAGAAGUGGAAGAGAGCUCUGUUCAACUCCUUUAUGAAGGUUGACUCAGAGAUCGACUUCGUCCCGGAAACGGUGGGGUCCACCUCGGUGGUCGCCAUUGUUUUUCCUACGCAUAUUUUCGUCGCUAACUCCGGCGACUCGAGAGCGGUUCUGUGCCGCGGCAAAACGCCACUCGCCUUGUCGGUCGAUCACAAACCGGAUAGAGAAGAUGAAGCGGCGAGGAUAGAAGCAGCAGGAGGGAAAGUAAUCCAGUGGAACGGGGCUCGUGUUUUCGGUGUGCUCGCCAUGUCAAGAUCAAUUGGGGAUAGAUACCUAAAACCAUCAGUGAUACCGGAUCCGGAGGUGACUUGUGUGAGACGAGUGAAAGAAGAUGACUGUCUCAUCUUAGCGAGCGAUGGUCUUUGGGAUGUGAUGACGAACGAAGAAGUGUGCGAUAUGGCUCGUAAACGGAUUUUGUUGUGGCACAAGAAGAAUGCCAUGGCCGAAAAUGCUUUGCUUCCGGCGGAGAAAAGAGGAGAAGGUAAAGAUCCGGCGGCGAUGUCGGCGGCAGAGUAUUUGUCGAAGAUGGCUUUGCAGAGAGGAAGCAAAGACAACAUAAGUGUGGUCGUUGUUGAUUUGAAGGGAGUUAGGAAAUUCAAGAGCAAAUCUAUGAACUGAAGAAGAAGAAUAAGAAGAUGGUUUGGAAUAAAAAAAGAAAAAAAAAAAGUUUUGAUGGUGGGUAAUUUAUUUAUAGAAAAAUAACAGGUAAGAAUAA